AUGACAAUCUACUCGCUCUACAUCUUCGACCGACACUGCGACUGCGUGUAUUACCAGGACUGGCAGCGGACGCGGGCGGUGCGCACGCCCGCGGACGACCGGGCGGGCGUGCACCGUCUCCCGGCGCCUGUGGCGCCUGGGGCGCGCGAAAGCAUUUUCUCGGCCUCCGGCGCGGGAGGAGCAGGAGCAGGCGCGGGUGCAGGGACGGGGGUGGGGGCGGGAACGGGGGCGGCGCCGAAGCGCCAGGCGGGGUUGCCGUUUGACGAGGAGGCCAAGCUCGUAUACGGCGUGGUGUUGAGUUUGCGGAAUAUGGUCAAGAAGCUGUCGGGGAGGGACGAGCAGUUCACGUCGUUCAAGACCGCACAGUACCGGCUGCACCUGUACGAAACGCUCACGGGCUACAAGUUCGUGCUGCUGAGCGACCCGAGCGCGGACAGCCUCCGUUUCGUGCUGCGCCAGAUCUACACGGGGCCCUUCAUCGACUUUGUGGCGCGCAACCCGCUCGUCGAGAUGGACUCGCGGACGCAGGGCAUCGACAACGACCACUUCCGCGCCGCCGUCGACCGGCAUAUGCGCAGCCUGUCUAUAUUCAACUAGCCAUUCUAGAUCCAUGACUAUCGCUAAUGCCUAUGCUACAACGCUGGUUGGCCUACAACCGGCGGCUGGUUGGACAGCCCGCGCGGACGUCGUUCUCUACCCUCUCAUCACUCAGUUAACGAGCGUUCGCACCCGCCUCCGCGUGCGCCGCCUGCGCAGCGCGGAUCGACGCCUCAAACCACGCGCGCAGCGUCCCCGGGUCCUCCUGCCCAACGCUGAUGCGCACGAGGUCGCGCUCGACGCCGAACCGCGCCGCCCACUCGAGCUCGGUGUAGUGCGCGAGGAUGGCGUACGGCGACGCGAGCGUAAAGCUCGUGCCGAGGCUAGGGCCCUUGGCGC
Molecule: messenger RNA, 936 nt
Organism: Cutaneotrichosporon oleaginosum
Lineage: Eukaryota; Fungi; Basidiomycota; Tremellomycetes; Trichosporonales; Trichosporonaceae
Biological process (GO): endoplasmic reticulum to Golgi vesicle-mediated transport
Cellular component (GO): TRAPP complex
Source: RefSeq, a predicted model, not a curated record